UUUCUUUGUAUUAUAUAUAUUGUAUGUCUGAUAUUGUCAUUGAUUAUUUAUCAUUAUGUGCGCCAACAAAAUACUAGGACGGUGGAGCCAAAGGCUAAAUUUCAAUAAAUUUGCAUUUAUUACUACAAAACUAUAUUUAUAUAGACUUGUACCGACGCGCUUUGCCAGUGCGUACGAUGUUCGACCACCAUUUCCAUGGCAUUAUCAUUCAUUUUACUUAAUUCUCGUGCACUCUGACUCAGUAGUCAGUAUAAUUACUGAUCGCUUUAUUCAAAUUUUCAAUGUCUGCUACGAAAUGGAUUGGGAAUGAGAGAAAAAGAAAGAAGUCGGGGCAGGCACUGGAUGAUACAAACCAACAAACAAAAAGGCACUGCAGAAGCAAGCCACAGACCACCGGGUACAACUUGUUUUGCUCAUAUAUACUGAAUUCAGAUACAUGCCAAGAGCUGAGCAAUAACUCUGACAAAUUAAAAAUGGCUGUAACAACCUGGAACUCACUGACUGUCGAAGAACAAGAAUGCUGGAAAAAAAAAGCAAAGGAUGCUCAGUCUGCAAAUCCCAUAGACCUUUCCAACAAAGAGCGCCAUACCAAGAUCAAAAAGGCAAAGAAGCAAUUAAUUUCUCAGCUUGCAUAUUUAGAAAGCCUGGGGUGCACAGCAUCUGUGUUGCUUCUGGAGCCAGGGGAAUCCCCCUUGCUUCAGCAGUAUGGGACAAAUGAAGGCCUACAUUUCUUAGAAGAAAACCAAAAUGUUGCAUUGAAGUUUAUGGAAUACAUGAAUUCUCCACAAUGUGUCAAAUACACCAUGCACGAUGUUCGUGAAUUGUUUCGUCGGAAGUACAGUGAAGCAUGUGGAAAGCCCAUACAGAAAGUGCCGUAUUCCAAAGGUGGUUUCGUCGUUUCAGGAUUACCUGAUGAAAUUGAGUUUAGAAACCCGAGCACUUAUGGGCAAAAACAAAUCCAGAAAAUCAUGAACAAGGCUGAUGACAUCGCCUUUUGUUUACAAAAUCCUGCUGUCAAAGUGCCAUCACAAGUCACUGUCGCCGAACUUGCAGUACACAAGCAAAUUUUGGUAAAAUUAGUCACCGAAGAAACCGCUACAGCCAGCCUAUCGAACCAACACCAAAUCUUAGAGGAGGAUUUGGAAGUAUGCGAAUUCGACCUCACCGCUAGUGAGUUCAAUAUUCUCACUACACAAUUGCGGGAUUACUUCCAUGAAGAUGCAAUCACCGCACUAGAAAGUAAUUUUGAGGCAGGCAGGGGUCAUCAAGGGUAUAUAUUACCCGUGUAUACAACCACCAGUGAUGCAUACUGGUUGUUUUACCAUCCCGGAACCGCCGAUGAGAUUGAGAAUCUACAACCAGAAGAUCCAAUUAGCGGUUACUGGCUUGACAAGACCGAACAGGAACUACACUACAAGUUACUGGUUGAGCCCCAAGAAGCAUCAAUUGUGGCAUUGAAUUUGAUCAACGACAAUCUUAGCGAACUUGGGUCUCUUAGAGUUAGAAAACACCUUGAUACAGAGGAUGAAUUGAGGCUCAUUGCGGUGUCCGCUGAUUUUGACUACUCUGUAAAGGAGUGUUUGAGAAAACAUGGCUUUGAUAAGUAAUUUUUUAAACCUUCGUAAGACCUGUUUCAAACGGCGAGUUUACCAUGUGCCUAACCCAUCCAACCCAAACAAUCGACUUGAGUCUAUAUGUUAAGCUCGACUACUUUGUUAUUUUCGACGUUUGAAUCACCAAGCCAACUUGGUCGAGCUCAAUAUGAAUUGAAUUCGGCACAUGAAAACUCGCCGUUUUGAAACAGGCCUAAAUUGUUCUGCCUAGAACUAUUGCAAGUUGUAAUUACACACCUACAUAGGUACGUGAGUCAUAAUAUCUAUACUGUUGCAAAUGUUGCGUUGUCAUUGGCUACGUUACUCGCUGUCUAUUCAUCGAUAGAUAGUUGCAAAACGAACAUUUAAUGGUCCAUCUUUCAUGGGGUUUUUUCAUGGGGUUUUUUGUUAUUCAGACCACGCCCAUUGCACUGUAUGCUGGGUGGGGGUCCAAGCAUGUGUAGAAAAAAUGGUAUCAGCAAUGUCACAUUUUUGCAAUUUUAAACGUUGCUAACCGACUGAUUUCAAAGAUAUGGUUAGAAGAGUCCUUGCUACGUGUCGAAGCGCUGCAUAGAAUACGGUUUCUGUGACUAGUGAUUAUUAAAGAAUUAAAUGGAAAUAGAUGAAAAUUUGUAGAAUGUUGUGGGUAAAUGUGUCAAAAUGAUAUAGGGAAUUCGGUAAUGUGCUUACUCGAGUGAUGGGAAAUCUGACAAGACUGAGGGGCUGUUAAUAUAUGGGGAAGGCUGGCCCGCUUAAGAGGAUUGGCCUUUCAGCUGGCGGUUGGCUUUCAGCUCGUGUUUAUAUGAGAUGGCUUGGCCCUGUUAGGGGGGCUGGCUAAGGAGGAGGGAUCUCUUCUUCAAGGGCCAGCUCUCCAGUGAGGGCUGGCCUUCUUCCAUAUAAACACCCCAUGAAUAACAUAGGAACGAAUAA
Molecule: messenger RNA, 2522 nt
Organism: Dendronephthya gigantea
Lineage: Eukaryota; Metazoa; Cnidaria; Anthozoa; Malacalcyonacea; Nephtheidae
Exons: 6
Coding region: 282-1607 (441 amino acids)
Molecular function (GO): DNA binding
Source: RefSeq, a predicted model, not a curated record